Molecule: messenger RNA, 947 nt
Organism: Mangifera indica (mango)
Lineage: Eukaryota; Viridiplantae; Streptophyta; Magnoliopsida; Sapindales; Anacardiaceae
Exons: 2
Coding region: 130-750 (206 amino acids)
Source: RefSeq, a predicted model, not a curated record
UAAGCAAUUCAAAGCAAACGAAUCUGUGUCUCCUUUCUCUCAACUCAUACCAUCCAACAAAGGACGAAACUUGACUCAUCAAACCCUCUCUGUCUCGUCUUUUACUAAGUUCCCAUCUACAGCUCAUGGAUGAGUAUCCUUCCCUUCUUUAUCUUUUUUCAUUAUCAUGCCCAAAUAUCCCCAAAUGACCUCCCGAGAAGCUCAGCCAGAACCAGAAAUACCAGUUUCAAUUAUUUUUCAUCGUCAACAACAAGCGUUCAUGUCACUGCUUUGGAUGGUAUCGUGAAUGUCAACUCUCUCUUUACGAUCGCUGUGUUUGUGGGACUUUCAUUGACGACUCCUGGACAACAGAGCCUGGAGGCCUCGUCAGCAUGUGAUGCCGGGAUAGAGAUUGCUAGAAAUAUUCUAGUUUUUGAGGUUGUCUCCUUCAGCUUCUUUCUCUUCUCGUCUUUAGUUGCUCAAGGUUUGAAACUGGCGCUUAACUUGAUUAAUAGUAAGAAUGUGGAUGACGCCUUUAGAGCCCACAUUAAUCUAAAGGUUUUAAGGUUUGGGAUGAUGGCUUCAGCAAUUGGGUCGGUGAUGGGUUGCUUGUUUUUGAUGCUUUCCAUUAUUAAUGUUAUUCAGAUCCGGUUGGGGACAUUGGGUUGUGGGAGUAAAUCUACCCUUCAUGCUAUUUCUACUUUGAUUGUUUUGGUUUCUUCUGCUCUUUGUGUUUAUAUUUCCACUGUUGUUUAUGCUUUUUUGCACUAGAUAUCCAUGGGGAUUUAUGAAAUUCUAGUGUAAACACUAUUAGUUACUCUAGCUGCCUCAAUACAAUUGAAAUCUAGAUGGUCUUUUUACAAAUAAUAUUUUGCUGAUUGUACUCAAAUGCCAUAUCCCUUGUUUUCAUGCUUGGUUAUUCAAUUUGGUUGACGUUUACCUUUAUAAAGUGGACAGAUUUGCUUAAA